AUGCUGGUGAAAUAUACCAGUAUCAUUAUAAUAAGCUGGCUAUUUGAUGCAUUUACUUCCAGGAAAAAAUGUGAAAUAAUCAAAUUGAAGAAUCCAUUUAAAAAAGCAUAUGCAAAAAAUAAACAAUAUGAAUUCUUUUCAAAAAGGGUAUUAUCUGAUUUGAUUAAGAAUAACCAAUUUAUUGAAAAUAAAUAUGAAAGUGAAAAAACGUUAAAUUAUCCUAAAAAAAUAAAACAUGGAAAAAAAAUUACUACAAAGAGUGAAAAUGUGCAUGAGGAUACAAAGAGAGCUAAAUAUCAGGUUACUAUGUUUAAAUUUGCAAGAAAGUUGAAUUUCUUAUUAUAUACAAAUUAUAUAGAGUUAUAUAGCUCGUUACAGAUUUUACUGGCACAAUACUGUUAUCCACGAAUAGCUAGAUGUAAUAGUAAACCAGGAGGAUGCUGGUGCUAUAAAGGUUCGAAAUCGUUUAUUAAUAUUAAUAACUAUGCAUGCCUAGACAAUUGUGGAAAUUUUGUAAUGUGCAAAAGUCCUAUACAAUUAAAACUUCAUGAGCAAAUACCUCAAAAUUUUAUAUCAAAUAAUAAAAUAAUAACUUGUAUUGUUUCAAGUAUUCAAAAAAAAUUAAAUAAUUUGUGUGGUAAAAAUAAAUUGUUCAGAAUUAAUGCAUCUAUAUAUUAUUGUAUACCAAAUAAUGCUAUAGAUAUUAAUGUAAUUGGCAAAUAUUGUAUAAGUGAUAUUACAACUGUAAUAGAAUGCCACGGAUUUAUAAAUUCUAGUUAUUUAUCUUUUAUAGAAGAGUUUAAAAUCAUUGAUAAAGAAAAAUUUGACGAUACAAUGAAUAAUACAUGCGAUGAGGGUAUUAUAGAAAACGGUGCAAACUAUUUAGGUUGUCAGAAUCGUUCUAUUUCGGGAAAAAUAUGCUUGCCAUGGAAUACGAUAAAUACAAUACAAAUAAAUGAACAAAAAGAUAUAAAACAUAAUUUCUGUCGAAAUUUUGAAGAUAAAAAAACCAUAUACUGCUUCGUUCGUUUUAAAGAUUUUAUUUAUAGAGAAUUUUGUAAAGUUAAAGAAAGUAUAUUAACUGUCAACAAUAUUACUUAUUCACACCAGGAGGAUUUUGUUUUUGAUCUAACAAUGAAAAAUGUUUCUGAUUUUGAUAUACGAAUUUCUGAUUAUAGUUGCACUAAUCCAUUAAAUUAUAAUAAUCGUUUUAAUUUUAGUGCUGAAAAAAAAUAUGAACUCUAUAAAUAUCAUGAAAUUGAUAACGAAAUAGCUUUGACAAUUGUAUUUCUAAAACCAUAUCGCUAUACAAUAAGUUAUUUACGUAAUAAUGAUAUUUUAUAUAUUUGUGCAUGCUCUAAAGAUUAUUAUGAAUCAGAAGUCUUAAGCUGUAAUAAUAAAAAAUAUUAUACACAAAUUGGAAUAAUAAAUUUUGUGAACAAAUUUACUAAUACACGCUCUAAUGUUUUAUACCUAAAUGAAAGGAACCCAAUAUUCAUUGAUAUGUAUAAUGAGGCGAUAAAAAAUAAAGAGUUAUAUAUCUUUAAUGCAGAUUACUCAUAUCAAUGUGAUAGACUAUCAGCUUUAGAAAACAAAACACAUAUGCUUUCGGAAAAUAUAUUAAAUAUAAGUAUGAACCAUAUGGCCCAAAAAAUUAAUCCCCCUUUAGAUCCAAACAAAAAAAAAUCCUACAUUUACGAAUAUGGCAACAUAGCUUAUGAUUUAAAAAGUUUGAUAACUAACUUUAAUGAGAAAAAAUACAAGCAAAAACCUAUCGGCGAAAUUGACAAAUAUGGCAUACUCCUAAAUACACACAUUGAAAAUAAUAAAGAAUAUAUCAACCGAAAAAUAAAUGAGAUGCUUAAAGACAUAACCAUUCAGCAGAUUAAAAAUUUACAAAAGGGUAGUAAUAUAAUAUGCAUUAAGCACAAUAAAAAUCAGGAGAUAUAUUUUUCCUAUAUAGGGAAAAUAAUAUAUACUGGUUUAUAUAAUUCAAGAGAUAAAUACAUUUUAAUAAAUAAAAAUAGUAAUAACAAUGAUAAUUUUAUUUAUGAAAAUAUAAUAUACAUCAAAGAUUCUUUGUACCCAAUUUAUAAUAAUUUAUUUUCAAUCAGCCCCAAUCCCUGCUCACAGUCCAGUGAGCAUUUAAAUAAUGCAAAGAUUAUCCCAUUAACCUACGAAAAGCACGUUAGUAGAUUUAAAAAUAUGAUUAAUCCUCUUUUUUCUUACAACAAUUACAAUCAUAAUAAACAUCAAUUAUAUUUUUUUGAAAAAAAAAAUGAUUUUUUUUUUUUUACAUUUAAAAACAUGUUAAAUAAAAAAAAGGAUUCAGUCAAUUAUUUAUGUCAACAAAUUAGUGAUACUCAAGAAUUUAAAACGAAUUGUCUAUUCAUAUAUUCCUCUUUUCAUUUGGUUUAUUAUAUAGAAUUUGCACACCCCUUUUAUAUAUAUACUAUACCAACAAGUAUACACAAUAAUUAUAUACGAAAUGAUAAAGAUUUUGAUGUUCUAAAUACAUUUUUUAAUUUUAGAAAUGUAGAUUUUGUAAGUCAUAAAACUAAAAUACUAUCUUUAUGGUCUCAUCAAAAUGACAACUUUGCAUCUUUAUGGUUGAUUUCCUCGCAAAGUUUGACGCCAUUUUUUUUGACUAAAUAUGAUAUACAUUCCCCAAAAUAUUCUUUUAUAUUUCUAAAAAAUCAAAAGGAUGGGUCUACUUCUGAUGUUAAGAAUGGUGACACUUUUGGCAAUAUAGAUUCUACAUCUAAUACAAAAACGGUAAACAUCACACCUACUUUGAAUCCUAAAUUAAAUUCUCCAAAAAUCGAAAGAAAGUCAGAUAUCGUGGCAAAUAUAUAUACAUUCAGCAAAGAUACCUUAAUGAUUAAUAAAUAUGAAACAAUAGAUUUUUUCAUCCUUAAAAGUGUAAAAAGCAUCCUUUAUGUAAAAAUGGCUGACGUAUCUGAUAUUAUCACAUUUACCUUUAAUAAUGAACAUUUUUUUUUAUUAUUGUUUAAAAAUAAUAGUAUCUCUAUAUUAAAUAGCAAUUUAGAUAAUAUACAGGUCUCCAAAAACAAUUUUAAUAUACACGUAUACGGAGUACCUAUUAAAAUAAAAUGUGAUAAAGGUGAUAAAAAAUUAACAUGUUUUGUUUUAUAUAAAUAUCAUAAAAUUCUUUGGAUUGACCUUUUAUUUAGUUCUAAUAAUUUAGUAACAAAAAGCAACAAUAUAAAUAAUCCAAGUCUAACCAGCUUAAAGGAUACACAUAAACAAAGAACAGGAUCGAACAAUUUUCUUGAAAAUCAAAUUAAAAGCCAAAUUUACAAUAUUGAAGUAAAGUAUAUAUAUAGAUAUGAUGAAGAAAAUACAGAAAUAUUAUCUGAUGUUUCUAACGAUAUGGUUAUUACCGGAAAGUUAAAUGACUAUGUCAUUUAUAUUUCUAAUAAAGAUUCCAAUAAAAUACACAUAUAUUUUACAAAUCGUUAUAAAGAAAAUAUUAGUUAUUAUAAAUAUAUAAAAAAUGAGCAUAUAUAUAAUUAUAAUAUUAUAUCCUUAUUUACUUAUAAUUUUCACGAUACAACUUUUAUUAAUUCAUAUAUAACUAAAUCACCAUAUGAAACAAAUGCAAUAACUUCUUUUGCUCAUGAAAAUUUAAUUGUUACAAAAAUUAAAUAUAAUUACAAACCCUGGUAUAUUUACAAUGAAAAAAUAACGAUGGUACCCAUAAUUGAAGGUGAUAAAGUUCAAAUCAAAUAUUUUAGCAUACAUUAUAAAAAAAAUAAAUCGAGGAAGGAUGCAUUGUUUAUUGAUAAAGGAAAAGGUGUCAUCGGAAUAAUUCUUAGCGAAGAUGGUAAUGAAAGUAUUAAUAUACAAAAAGACAUCGUCAAUAUGAUAGUUGUUAUGCAUGGGCUAUUUCAUACUUAUAGAACUGAAAUAGAGUUUAAUAUUGUAUGUGAAGAUGGGCAUUAUCAUAAACAUAAUAAAUGCCAUCCCUGUGAAAAAGGAUAUUACAACAAUUUAGAUGAGAUAAAAAAAAAUAACGGAAAUUAUAGCAAAUGUAUAGCUUGCGGAAAGAAUCGAACUACUUUAGCUGAAAAAGAAAAAUUUGAAACAAAUUGUCUAUGUGAUUUAGGAUAUGAAUAUAUAAAAGAUCCUAAUAACCCACGUAAUUUUAUAUGCUCACCAUGCUCUUAUGGAGAAUACAAAGAUACUAUCUCAAAUGAACUGUGUAAAGGAACUAUAUGCAUAGAAAAUGCUUCACAUUUUGUAUUAGAUAAAAAAGGUAUCCAGCCAAGUCAAUGUUUUUGUAACGGAGGCUAUUAUUUACAUCAUGAUAAAAAAGAUAAUGAAAAAUGUAUAAAAUGCUUAAAUAAUCAUUAUUGCCCUAGAAAUGACAACAAUUAUAAAAAAUGUCCAAUACAUAAUGUAACACUACAAAAUAACAGAACUGAUUUUGAGUCUUUAGAUAGCUGUUUAUGUAAAGAAGGAUACGAACCGAUUGAUAUGAACAAAAUAAAAAAUACCACAUCAAGAGAUUAUCAUUAUUAUAAUAUUUUUAUAACAAAAUAUCCAGAUCUAUUAAAAAUAGUUAAUAACAAUAAUAUAUGUAUGGAAUGUAAUUUAGGAUUUUAUAAAAAUAAAGCGUCUUCUGAUAAAUGCAUUAAAUGCCCAGGGAAUUCAACAACUACAACAUUUGGUUCUGAAUAUAUAGAAAAUUGCAAUUCGUGUCAUAAAGGUUAUUACAAAGAUCAAAAAAAACAUUGCUCUGAAUGCUUACCAAAUCAUUUUUGCGUUGGUAAAUCAGUAAAAAAUGAUAAACAUAAUAUAUCGCAAUAUGCUGGUGAUGCUGUUAUUUGUCCAAAUUAUUCUGUAACCUUACAACCAUAUGAAGAUAACUUUUCAUUUAAAGACUGUUUAUGCAUAAAAGGAUAUGAAAAAAAUUUUCAGGAUUUUUAUAAUAUAAGUAAUCAUUGUAAAAAAGCCCCUUUAAAUUUUUAUAAAGAUACAACAUCAAAUGAUUUAGCUAUUCCUUGUCCUGCUAAUAGUAUAACAUUGCAAACUGGAGCGACCUCAAUACAUAACUGUAUAUGUGAUAAGGGUUUUUUUUACGAUAAAAUGUCAUAUUCAUGCGUAGAAUGUCCAUAUGGGUAUUAUUGUUCUGAAAAGGAUAUGACAACGAAAUUAAAUCCCCCAAUAAAAUGCCCAAAAAAUUAUACCACAAUUUAUAAGGGUUCAUAUGAUAUAUCCAAUUGUGUGUGCGAAUCAGGCUAUACUGUGAAAACUGUAAUGGCGAAUCAUUACACUGUGAAUGGUGUCAUAAAAUCCUACGAAAAUGCAAAAAAUAAAAUUAAACUUCAAACAAAAAACACAACUUCAGUGUGCAUUAAAUGCCCACAAUCAAGUUAUAAAACCAAUAUAUCAAAUGAGCAAUGCAACGAGUGCCCUAAAAACUCGACGACAUUAAAAGACUUCAACAACGCUGAUAUAUUUUUUUGCUUAUGUACUAUGGGAUAUUAUACAGAUAAAAAAGAGUGUAAACCUUGUUGGUUUAAUAAAUUAUAUUGUGAAGGGGAAAAAAUAUAUCAAAUAGAAACGAUUAUAUAUGAUGAAAUUAUUAAUCUUAUUAAAAAAUAUAUCGGACUUUUAAAUGAACUAUCCGCCAAAAAAAGUUUUAUAAAUACAAUUAUUAAUGAAUAUAUUAAUAAAGGCUUAAUUUCAGAUAUUUCUCAUAUUAGUAUGAUGGAAAAGAAUAGCGAAAUUUGGGGAAACACUAUUCAAAGCAUAAGAAAAGCAAAACCUGAUAGAGAAAUAAAGCCACGUCAUAUAUACAAUCGUUUAGGGAUUAUAGCAACCAAAGAAAGACAAUUGAAAACGCCAAAAACGCGCAAUAAAAUCAAGAAAAUUGAAGUGGCUAAAAGUAUAGGAAACAAAAUUAUUGCAAAUAUUAGUCCCCAGUUGACACUAUUAAGUGAAGGAAACCAAAACAAUGAUACCGACGAAAAUAUACUAGCUAACCUUUUUUAUAAAAGCUCAACAAACUUAAUAUAUAUAAAACAUCAGAAAUUAAUAAAUUGCCAACAAAAUACAGUAAUCCCAUUGGGGGUUGAUUCAUCUCAAAAUUUUGAUGAUUGUAAAUGUAAAAAAGGUUAUUAUUUAGAAGAUAAAAAUGUUUUGAAGAAUAUAAAAAUAUGUAAACCAUGCCCAGAAGGCACAUUUAAAAAUUUUGUUGGCGAUGUUAAAAACUGUAUUUCAUGCCCUUCUAAGUCUACAAGUAUUAAAGGCUCAAUAUAUCCUAAUCAUUGCUUUUGUAAAGAAGGAUUUUUUUAUAGUAAAGAUAUGUGUUUAGAAUGUUUAGAAGGUGCUACUUGCAAUGGCGGAUUAUAUCCGAAUGCAAUGAAAAAAAUAAAAUUAGAUAUAGAAAAUGUAAAUAAAAUAAGACCAGAUGAUCAUGUAAAACCCGAAUCUAAAAAAGGAUACUAUUUAGAUGAAAGUAUAAUAAAUAUUAUAGAUGUAAGUGAAUGGAGAUUUAUAAAAUGCCCAAUAAGUGAUUCAUGCUUAGGAAAAAAUAAAUGCCACAUUACUAUGGAUAAUUAUUUGUGUAUUGAAUGUAAAAAAGGUUAUACCAAUAGUUUCACAAAGUCAAAAUGCAUAAAAUGCCCCAACAAUAUUACAAAUAUAAUAUUAUUAAUUCUUAUAUAUAUAAUUUUUUGCUUCAUUAUUAUAAUUAUUUCCUACUUAAAUAUUUCCUCUGGAUUUUAUAGAAGAUCUAUUCAUUCUAUUAUUAUAAAGAUUGCAGUUAACUAUGUUUCUAGUAUGCUCAUUGUAAAUAUUUUAGAAGAUACAUAUUUGAAUUUGCCAUCAUAUGCUUAUGAUGUAUAUAAUAAAAUGGCCAAUAUACUAACUAGCGGAAAACAGAAAAAAAAAUUAUUAAGUAUAGAUUGCCUAUUAAGAUAUUAUUUUAAUUUGACAUAUAAUGAUUCCUUUUUUUAUACAAGUCUAUUUUUUUUUCUAAUACCUAUAUUUUUAAUGUUAACCUUGACUGCUAUACUAUAUGUAAUAUUAAAAAUUUAUACCAUUGUUCAAAAAGAGGAGAUAAAUAAUAAAUUAUAUUUAUUAGAAACUGCAAAAAAUGAAAAUCUUCUUUUUUUGGUUAAGUCUUUGGAAACAAAUUACAAAAAAGAAAGAUUUAUCAUGAUACUACGAUAUAUAAACCUUCCUGAUAGCACAAUGUCUGAUAAUAUAUCAACAUUUUUUGAGGAUAUGAUACCAAUUUAUACUACUUUUUUAUUUCUAAUUCAUGCAAAAACAUCUUUGAGAAUGCUUCAAUUAUUUGAUUGUAGUUAUAUCCAAUAUACAAAAAAUUUUUCAAAGUAUAUACUAAAUAGCAGUAGUAGCGUUCAGUGUAAUUUUAAAACCCACGAUUAUUUAAAAUUUUUUAUAUUAGGUAUAUCUGGAACUGUUUUAUGGGCUUUAGGCAUACCUUUUUUAGCCUUUUUUAUAUUAUAUAACAAUAGACACAAUUUAUUUCAUGAAAAUAUUCGCAUAAAAUAUGGAUUUUUACAUAAUGGAUAUUUACCUAAUAGAUGGUAUUGGGAAGUUGUUGUUUUUAUUCGUAAAAUAACUAUUCUUUUUGUAACUACUGUUAUUGUUUUUCCUUCAGAUAAAAACAACAUAUAUAAAUUAUUAAUUAUAACUUUUAUUGCUAUUUUUUCCUUAUGUAUACAUUUUAUUUUUCAGCCUUUUGAUAAAAGGAAAUUUUUUAUAUUAAACAAACUAGAAAAUUUUAGUUUAUAUAUUUGGGUAUCUACUAUUAUGAUUAUAUCCGUUUUAAUGCAUGUGAAUUUAAAUGAAUUUACUAAUUUUUUGGUUUUUUUCUUCAUAAUUCUUCUUCAUGCUAUUUUUUUCAUAAAAUUACUAAUCUGUUUAUUUUAUGAAUGCAUAAGUAAUAUUAGACCAACACCAAAUAUUUCCAAAGUUCCCUUUAUUAAUUCAUGCGUUAAAGUACUAAUUCAGAUUGUAGAAACAAAAAAAAAACAAGAACCUCAAGUUUGUUAUGAUAAAUGCUCACGUCAACUAGCCGUCAUACUUCCGGAUAAAAUUUCAAUGGAAAGGAAUCGAGUAAAUAUUUAUGUGAUAGUUCAAAAUUUUAUCAAGAAAUUUAUAAGAAUUAAUUUUUCACAGCACUCUGAAUUAAAUAAAUUCGAAAAUCGAGCAAUAUGCACAUAUGAAUCUGAAUAUAAUGAAAAGAGCAAAAUGGUAAAGGUGCGAAGUUUUGAAAAUAUAGAAGAAGAAAAUUAUGGCAAUUGCUACAAUGAAAUGGUGUCUAGAAGUCAAAAGACAGAUUUAUCCAACUUUUUACUAAAAAAUACUAACCUUUCAAUUUAUGGAAGAAUAAAGAAUGAGCAUAGAAUGUUUGCAAUAGAAAUAUACAAUGAGAUGCUAGACAUAUUUUUAAAGCAUGUAACUUUUACAUAUAUUCCGGAUACCCUUUUUGAGUUUAUUUUUAAAAUUUCAGUUAAUAUUGGGAAAUUUAUUGAUGAACUAGACAAAAAUGAUAAAAUAUUUGAAUCAUUAAAUCAAGUAUUAGAUAUUAAUAAUAUGAUUCAAUGGCACCCAAAAAGAAAGGGCAAUUGUUAUCAAACUGAACAAAUAAAAAAAAAUAAAAUUCGUUUUAUAAGAAAUUCAACGUCUAGUUAUGAUCUAGUUAAUCGUGAAAUGCCUUCAUUAGAUUAUUCAUUCACAUUCUCUUGCGACGAUAUUGAAAAAGAACAAAUUAUAAAAAGAAAAAAAAAGGGAAAACAAAAGACAAAAAAUGAACCUAAAAAAUUAUACAUUUCAACUGAGGAACGGAAAAAGUUGUUUUCUUUUUUUAGCAAUGACUUAUUAAAAACCCGAAUUCAUUUGUCCAAGUUUUAUUUCAUACUUAUAGAACUGAAGAUAAAAUAUUUCCGAAAAUUACCAUCCUAUUUUUACUUAUUCAAACUGUAUAAGUUAUUAUUAAAAAAACGUGAAAUGAAAAAACUUAAAAUGUUAAAUAAAAAGUUGGAAAGAUAUAUAAUUGUUUCCCACGAUAAUGAGACAACAAUAAAUAAUCAAGAUAAUAAUGAUAUCGUAAAAAAUAUUAAAAAAAAUAUAAAUUUACUAUACAAAGAAUUUAAAGAACUCUCGAAAAUAAUGAACCAAUUAAAAUAUGAAUAUCUUAAUAUAAAAGAAGAUGAUAGUAAUCAAUCCCAAUGCAGCCAAUUUGAAAACGAAUAA
Messenger RNA from Plasmodium vinckei vinckei, 9255 nucleotides. Its product is annotated as cysteine repeat modular protein 1, putative. NCBI's taxonomy places the organism in Eukaryota, Apicomplexa, Aconoidasida, Haemosporida, Plasmodiidae. The record is from RefSeq and is a predicted model, not a curated record. The transcript is spliced from 3 exons. Bases 1 to 9255 code for a protein of 3084 amino acids.